AUGGGCGGGCUGCGGGCCGCGGGCCGCGCGCGCCGCCUCCCCGCGGCCGGCGCGGGCCGCACGGAAGGGAAGCGCCGAGCCUGCCCGCCGGCCUGCCGCGGGGUGGGGCCGCCUCGCCGCCUUUUAUCGGGCCCCGCUCCUCCCCCGGCCUCGCCGCCGCGGCCCUGCCCCCGCGCUACCCCGCCCCGGCCUCCCCGCCCGCGCCUCGGACGGAGGCGGAGCGGAGGCGGGCGCGCCAGCGGCGGGCGGGCGGGCGGGCGGGCGGGCGGUGCGCGCGCCCCGGUCCGGCCCGCGCGGCUCCCGCGCCCCUUGCGCUGCGCCAGCCUCGCCAGCUGCGGCGACUCUCACUCCGGGAGGGCCGGCCGCCGCGGCCCAUCUUCGCCCGAGCGCCGUGCUUUGGUUUGGAGCCGGUGGCCAGGCCUGGGUCUCCCUCCGCCCGGGGGUGAGAGUCGCGGAGCACACGGGCAGGCACGGGGAUGGGGGGAUGCCCCAAGGUGCGCGCACCCACCUCCCGCCUUGAAUGCCCCAGGUCAGCCUUCGGAGGAGCCCCCCCCCCCCCGCCGCGCCCCAGCAUCAGCAGGAGAAGCUCCGGAGAGGCAGGAUUUGGCGCGCGCUGGGGAUGCGGUGGUGGAGACGGAGCUGCCCGACGCUCGAGGCACUCACUUCCCCUUGCGCAGCGCCCUGGAGAGCUGUCAGCCCGGGAAGGCUUCGCGCCGGCCUCGGAGGUUCAGAGAGGUUAUGGUUCUUGCCUUAGGAAGCGGUGGAGGCAUCAGGACUUCCCCAAGGCGCGCAGCCGACUCCCAACAGGAGGAUGUGAGGUGGUCAUGCCCUUCUCGCAAGAGACAACGCUUUUUACAAGAUGGAGCGUAGGAAAGGUUUUGGGGACUGGGAAGAGUUGUUUUUUCCUUUUUUAAAGAUUUUAUUUAUUUAUUCAUGAGAGAGACACAGAGAGAGGCAGAGACACAGGCAGAGGGAGAAGCAGGCUCCAUG
Molecule: messenger RNA, 990 nt
Organism: Canis lupus familiaris (dog)
Lineage: Eukaryota; Metazoa; Chordata; Mammalia; Carnivora; Canidae
Product: basic proline-rich protein-like
Exons: 3
Coding region: 1-870 (289 amino acids)
Source: RefSeq, a predicted model, not a curated record